This is a messenger RNA of Columba livia (rock pigeon), 4427 nucleotides long. It is a transcript of the gene RNF170, whose product is annotated as ring finger protein 170. The record is from RefSeq and is a predicted model, not a curated record. Bases 342 to 1118 code for a protein of 258 amino acids. Gene Ontology annotation, molecular function: ubiquitin protein ligase activity. NCBI's taxonomy places the organism in Eukaryota, Metazoa, Chordata, Aves, Columbiformes, Columbidae. The transcript is spliced from 8 exons.
GGAGCUGCGCCCCGCCCCGCCCCGCUGAGGGGAAGGGGCGGGGGCUUCGUCCGGCCCAGCCCAGCCCAGCCCCGCCCAGCGGGGGAGCUUCUCCCUCUCGGCCCGUUGUAACUAGCGGAAGGCGCGAGCGGCAUCGUGGGCGUCCGUUCCAUCGCUGGUGCCUCUUCCGGUCUGACCUGGUGUGGUCUGAUCCGGCGUGGCGGUCUUUAGACCUGUUGCCAGAGGCGGCAGCGAGCGGGGGCUGGCGUUGUGGCGAGGAAAAAAUGUGCCUCAGAGACUACUGAUCUUGCAGAGACCUGCUUUGCCAGACAAGUGCCUCAGUUGGUCGAUUCUUAAGAGCUAUGAUGGCCAGUCACCAAGCAGAAGUUCAGAGUCUGAAGCUAGAUAAUGAUUCAGUUAUAGAAGGAAUAAGUGACCAGGUACUGGUGGCAGUUGUGCUCAGUUUCACUUUCAUUGCUGCUCUGGUAUAUACGAUUUUAAGAAAUGAACAUCAGAACAUACACCCAGAAAAUCAAGAGCUAGUGCGAGCUCUUCGUCAGCAGCUUCAAACUGAACAGCAGGAUGCUUCUGCUGGUGAUAGACAUCGCUUCUAUACAGAUAUGUCUUGUCCAGUCUGUUUGCAACAGGCUACAUUCCCUAUAGAAACAAACUGUGGACAUCUUUUCUGUGGUUCCUGCAUUAUUGCCUACUGGAGGUAUGGCUCAUGGCUUGGUGCCAUCCGUUGUCCAAUCUGCAGACAAACGGUAACAUUGUUUUUACCGCUCUUUGGAGAAGAUCAGCAGGAUGCAACGCAAGUAUUACAAGAUGUCAACGAUUACAAUCGGAGAUUCUCAGGACAGCCCAGAUCUAUUAUGGAGAGAAUUAUGGAUCUGCCCACUUUAUUGCGUCAUGCUUUCAGGGAGAUGUUUUCUGUUGGGGGCCUCUUCUGGAUGUUUCGCAUCAGAAUAUUCCUCUGCUUGCUUGGAGCCUUGCUCUACCUGGCAUCACCUCUGGAUUUUCUUCCUGAAGCACUCUUUGGAAUUCUGGGUUUCUUAGAUGAUUUCUUUGUCAUUUUUCUUUUGCUGAUAUAUAUCUCCAUCAUGUACCGAGAAGUAGUGACACAGCGACUGAAUAGAUGAAAUAGACAAAAAUGGUCCAAAUGCAGAGGCGGCUGUGGAAUGUUUAAAAAGAGAACUCUAACAUAAGUAUGAUAUAGCAAGGCACCUGUGUACAGUUUCAGUAGUUACAAUUUCAUAGCUGGUCAUCUUAUAUAAAUAUGAAGGGUUAGUAUGUGGUGAUGUUUAACUGGAAGCUUUAGUUUGUGUAUUACAUGUGCUUCAUAUAGAUGAGGUUAGUUUUAUAGCGUAAUAAACAAACUUCAUCUGCUUCCACCUGAUAAACAAUGGUAUGUCAUCAAAACAGAAAACACUUUUUUGUGCAUGGUUUGUGAAAAAGGAGUUUUAGUAAAGGACUUCUAGUAAAAAAUGCUUUUGGGUAAUCUAGACAUGUAUAAUGAAAUUCAGAAAUUCUUCACAAUACAGUUAUCACAGCUAAAUUGUUUAAUGUCUCUGUUGUGCAAUAGAGUUUUUUAAAAUAAAAGUAACAUUGUGUGCCUCUGUGGAAGAAACCCAAGGGCUGUGUUACAAUUAUAAUUCUGCAGUUUGCUGUUGUCCACAUGCUUUUCAAAAACAAGGAGAACACCUCAGUAUUGCUUGAACUGCACCCAGUAUGGUUGCAUGCAAUCCGUACAAUUUUAUUUUUGUAUUUGGGAAUAUACACACAGUAUCUGAUCUAGAUAGAGAAACCAGUAUUAUGUAGUACCAGACUGGUUAGUGCUCUAUUUUUAAACAGGAGCAUGUUUUUUCUCUUCAUGCUUGUUUAUUUGGUAGGUACGUAUCUUGGAAGCAGGGUUUUUAUGCUGCUUUGAGUCAAUGCAAUGUGUCUGAAGUGAGAGUUUGCAUUCCUUUGGUUGCAUUAAAACAUUUAGCUAAUGGAGAGAACCCUUGAAGUUUAGACAGUGUUUGAAGAAGAGAAGUCAGUAGUGGAUAUUUGCACUGCAGAACUUUACCUGAAUGUACAUACUGCAAUAUAGGUGUUAAACAACUUAGAUAUUGGGACAUUUGAUUUUCCAUUGGGGUUUUAUUAUUGUUUGGUUUGUUGAUUUGGAUGUGGGUUCUGAUUACCUUGAAAAAAAUUUGUUAUAGGGGACCACAAAAAAUGCUGGAAAUGUUUUCAAAAAUACCAGGGUAUUAAUUAACCUUCAAGUCGAUUUUUUUUUUAGUGUUGAGUUCAAAAUGUGCUAUCAUCACUAUAGAAGUAAUUUGAAAAUAUUUUCAUUUUAAUAAAUUAAUCCCACUAGAAAGGUCAAGGAUAUGAUAGAUCUACGUACUUUUUAGCCAGAGGAAUUAUGAUUGCCAUUUCAUUUUAACUUCCUGAGUACUUGAACAACAGUGAUUAGACAGGUGAUUCUUUGUGUGUUUACAUAUAUGGCAUGAGGCUUACAAUGAAAGGGACCUUUUCACAACUUCUCUGUUUUGCCCUUGCAGGUGUCUUUUCUAAGCAUGUGCAGAGAGAUGAUAAAGCUGGCACCUGACAUGUCAGUGGUUGUAGUAGGAGAUUGUCCUUCAGUGUUUUAAAUGACAUUCAUUUAAAAGUAAAUUCACUGAUUCUUCAUUAGAAAAUUUGCUUUUGAAAAUCCAAAGAUAUUUUACAAAUGAACUGGAAAGCUAAAUUUUUCGUUGUUUGUUAUUGAUGGACAAGAGGAGAAACAAGAAGUGAAACAAGGAAGGGAAGGAGGAGAGCAAGACAGAAAAUGACAUUUUUGGAAAAAAAAUUCUGUUGGUUCUUGAGCAUCUUAGUUGAGCUUUUUCCUUUGUGUUGGCAUCACUAAUGUAUGGUAAUGGUUUAGUGGCUACCUCAGUUAAAAGUUAAGGUAUUAUUGAGUAAGUGUGGGAUAUUCCUUAACUGUUGGUUAAAUUUACAAAGAAAGACAGUAGUUUAGGAUGUUAAUUAAGACAGGAUUUUGCAGUUUUGCUGUAAGCAUUGUUUUGGUUUUGUUUGGGUUUUUUUUUUUCCCAAGAGAUCCAGUAGAGAGCAAACUCCAAAAAAGGUAUUUUUCUUUUCUCCUGGAGUUUAGCUUGUGGAUCUGCUUAGAGAAGAGUGUGAAUUGCUGUUGUAGAACAACUGGAGUCUGUUCAUAGAAUCUGUUGAUCUAGUACCUCCUCCAUAUGUUUAUUCUAUGAAUGUGCUUGUACUUUUUCCCAUGACUCUUUAUAUCUAGAGAGGAUCUAGAUGUACAUGAAGCUGCUUAUCACAGAUUUAUUUUCAUUGAGCUCCCCAAUGCCACAUGCUACUGUGAAGUUCAUGCCAAAAUAUCCAUCUAAGGGAUCUGUUCCUAAAGAACAGACCUUCUUGUGUACCUGAAAUCAUGCACAAGCCACAUCUGAGUAGCUAUAUAAAGUUUGCUUGUGUUCUGUUUCUUCCUCCACUACAUUUCUGCUAGCCAGAAAGGGUUCUCUCAGAGGCUUCUGCUUAUUUUUGAAUAUUCAGUAACAUUGUAAACUUAAAUUCAAUACAUUGAAUGCUUGACAGAAUUAGGACCAUCCUUCCUGUUCACCAGUAUGUAUGCUUGCUUGUAGAGGAAUUUUUUUUGGUCCUGCAAGCCACUGAUUUAUGACUUGCUCAGACCUUUUUUUAAGCACCUGUAAUGUGAAGAUAUAUCUGUCCUGCAGCAUUUGGCUGCUGCUCCUUUACGCAAAUCUGAACUAGCUGUGAGUUAGCUGUCUUGGGUACUUAGCUCACACUUAACUUAAAUGUUAAAGCUCUGAAGAAGCUGGAAAUUAAUGCGUGAGCAUGUAGGAUUCCUGAACUAUGUGCUACCAAGUUGUUCUGGCAGCAAUAUUAAAGGUAAAUGCAAGAGCUGAGUACCAUCUUCAGGAUGUGAAAGAACUAUAUGAUGCUGUGUGAAAAGUGACUGCAAACUUUUCUGCAGUUUUGUCUCCUGGAAUGGGGCAUCUGUGUCCCUAAGGGGGGAAAAGAAGGAAAGGGCAAGCUUUAGCAGCAAAUAAGAGAUACAGAGAAAAAAACAUAGUUCUGCAAACGUUCUUCUGGCUUCCCCAAAAACUGUGAAAUAUUUGAUUGUUCCAGCAAUAUUAACAAAGAGAAAACUAAAGUUAUACUUAAUAGCUCUUACACAAUUAUUUGUAGCAUUUUGAGGCCUAAUGAUCAUCAUUAUGACAAGUGCUUUACAGAGCCAUCUGUUUGUCUUGUGUCCCACACCACUGAUGUCUAUGAGGAAGAGGCAGAACGGUGUGAUUUGGGGAUACAGUUUUGCCAUAGGUUUCAUAGAACUGUAGCAAUGACCUGUGUGUUACACUAGAUUUUUAAGACAAAAGGAUUUAGACCUACUUAUUGUUACUUUUAAUUAUAAUAAAAUGCUAUUAAAGUAA